Molecule: messenger RNA, 1527 nt
Organism: Parastagonospora nodorum SN15
Lineage: Eukaryota; Fungi; Ascomycota; Dothideomycetes; Pleosporales; Phaeosphaeriaceae
Exons: 2
Coding region: 1-1527 (508 amino acids)
Biological process (GO): 'de novo' AMP biosynthetic process
Cellular component (GO): cytosol
Molecular function (GO): (S)-2-(5-amino-1-(5-phospho-D-ribosyl)imidazole-4-carboxamido) succinate lyase (fumarate-forming) activity; N6-(1,2-dicarboxyethyl)AMP AMP-lyase (fumarate-forming) activity
Source: RefSeq, a predicted model, not a curated record
AUGGCGAUAAACGCAGACGCAACCCUGGACAUCCAGCGCCAAAUCGCCGACAUGAAGAGCAAAAUCGGCUCCCCGGUAUUCGACACGUACCAAACGUCUCUAACCGGGCGCUACUGCUCCAAGGAGAUGUCGCAGCUGUUCAGCCAGCGCUCGCGACACAGCACGUGGCGCAAGCUGUGGCUGUACCUUGCUGAGGCGGAGAAAGAGCUGGGCAUUGAGAACAUUAGCGAAGAGGCGCUGAAGGAGAUGAGAGAUCAUCUUGUGGUGACGGAUGAGGACUUUGAGGUUGCGAGGGUCGAGGAAAAGAAGAGGAGGCAUGAUGUUAUGGCGCAUGUGCAUGCGUUUGGACAGGUUGCGCCGAAGGCGGCGGGGAUUAUACAUUAUGGGGCGACGAGCUGCUAUGUCACCGACAACGCUGAGCUCAUCCUCAUGCGCGAUGCCAUGGAUCUCCUCCUCCCCAAACUCGCAAAGGUCCUCUCCAACCUAUCCGCGUUUGCUAUGCAAUGGAAGUCCGAACCCACCCUCGCCUACACCCAUCUUCAGCCAGCUCAACUCAUCACCGUCGGCAAGCGCGCCGCCCAAUGGGCCCAGGACCUCCUCUUUGACCUCGAAGCCAUAGAGCACGUCCGUCAAGGCCUUCAGUUCCGCGGUGCACAAGGAACCACUGGAACCCAAGCCUCCUUCCUCGAGAUCUUUAGCGGCGACUCCAAGAAGUGCGACCAGCUCAACGAGCUGCUGUGCAAAAAGACUGGCUUCCCAUCGUGCUACCCCAUCUCUACGCAGACGUACACCCGCAAAGUCGACCUGCUAAUCGCCUCCGCCAUCUCCGGACUCGGCGCAACCGCACAAAAGAUCUCUGGCGACAUCCGCCAUCUCGCCGCAUGGAAAGAAGUCGAAGAGCCCUUUGAAAAAGACCAAAUCGGCAGCUCUGCCAUGGCAUACAAGCGCAACCCCAUGCGCAGCGAGCGCAUCUACUCGCUCUCGCGCGAACUCAUGUCCAAGCCCGCAAGUUUCGCCAACACGCUCUCAGACCAAUGGAUGGAGCGCACGCUCGACGACAGCGCCAUCCGCCGCAUCGACAUCCCCGAAAUGUUCCUGCUCGCCGACGCCAUCCUGCUCUCUCUCGACAACGUCACUUCAGGCCUAGUCGUGUACCCCAAGCGCGUGGACGCACGCGUCCAGGAAGAACUGCCCUUCAUGAUCACCGAGAGCAUCAUCAUGCGGCUCGUGGCGAAGGGCGAGAGUCGCCAGGAAGCGCACGAGCAGAUCCGCGUGCUGUCACACGAGGCGGGCAGUCAGGUGAAGAACGAGGGCAAGAGCAAUGAUCUCGUCGACAGAAUACGCACGACGGAGUUCUUCAAGCCGAUUUGGGCUGAUUUGGACGGCAUGCUGGAUGCGACUUUGUACACGGGCCGCAGUGCGGAAAUCGUGGAGAAGUUCUGCGGGAAGGGAGGCGAGUUGGAUAGUAAGCUCGCCAAGUACAGGGAAUAUAUUGCAAAGGCGGGCGUGGCGGAACUCAAUGUGUAG